GUAAAAUAUCAGGAUAUGAUCUAAAAACUUGGAAUAUUGGAAUUUAUUUGUUCCUGGUCUCGUAGUCAGCAUUCCAAGAUGGAUGUCACAAACCAGUCUGUAAUUAGAGAAUUCAUCAUUGUGGGUUUUCCCGAACGUAAUGGUAUCCAGCUUCUGUUAUUUCCCUUUUUCUUUAUUAUUUACUUAUUUAUCAUCUGUGGCAACGUUACAAUAAUUACUCUUAUCUGCUCCCAUCAGUCUCUACAAGUUCCUCUCUAUUUUUUUGUUGCUGUUCUUUCUUUUUUGGAAAUCUGGUACACGACGGUCACCAUUCCGAAAAUGCUUGCCAGUUUAUUGGACCAGAAGAACAUUUCCUACAACAGCUGCCUAGCACAGGUAUAUUUCCUACACUGCCUGGGUAUCACCGAGACUUACCUGCUUACAGCUAUGGCCUACGACCGUUACCUUGCCAUAUGCAACCCUCUAAGAUAUUCAUCUAUAAUGACUAACAGGUGUUGCCUGCAACUGUCUGCUUGUUGCUGGCUUACAGGCCUACUUGGACCUAUAACCCAGAUCACCCUUCUUUCCAGAUUACACUUCUGUAAUGCCAACAAAAUUGAACACAUAUUCUGUGACUUUAAUCCAUUGAUCAGCUUGGCAUGUUCUGACACAACUCUCAAUGUCAGAGUGGAUUUCUACAUUAAUUCAUUUCUUCUUUUUCUUGCCUUUGCCUGUAUUAUCUUGUCUUACGUGAAGAUCAUAUCUGCAGUUCUAAGGAUAAGCACAGAAAAGGGACGGAAAAGGACAUUUUCCACUUGUAGUGCCCACCUCACUGUUGUUAUUCUGUUUUUUGGUAGCGUGACUUUCACCUAUAUCAGACUAACCAAAAAUUACCCUUUAAACUAUAACUACAGCAUGGCGGUUAUUUACUCGGUUUUAACACCAAUGUGCAACCCGGUUGUUUAUAGUCUGAGAAAUAGAGAAAUAAAGGAACUGUUGAAGAAAAAAAUAAGAACAUUUUGGGAAACAACUUAAGAAGAGAGAGCUUGUCAGUAUAUGUACUUUCAGUGUUGUUGUUUGGUUUCUUUUAGAUUUUUUUGUAAUCUCUGAUAGAAAUUUUCUCCUUUUGGGCGGCUGCAUAUUAAAGUGGGACUCCAGCUUCUGAACCAAAAUUUGUUAAAGAGCCCCACUCUUCUCGGUGUAAUCGGUUCCUUCAUAAAGUAUGAAUAAAUACAGGUUUUCAUAUGCUGAAAUCCAGCUGCAAAACAGUUCUUCUC
Messenger RNA from Xenopus tropicalis (tropical clawed frog), 1256 nucleotides. It is a transcript of the gene or5ar5, whose product is annotated as olfactory receptor family 5 subfamily AR member 5. Bases 79 to 1014 code for a protein of 311 amino acids. Gene Ontology annotation, molecular function: olfactory receptor activity; G protein-coupled receptor activity. Gene Ontology annotation, biological process: detection of chemical stimulus involved in sensory perception of smell; signal transduction; G protein-coupled receptor signaling pathway. Lineage: Eukaryota; Metazoa; Chordata; Amphibia; Anura; Pipidae. Gene Ontology annotation, cellular component: plasma membrane; membrane. The transcript has a single exon. The record is from RefSeq and is a predicted model, not a curated record.